UGGGACUCGGCUUCACACAUCACGGGGAGGGGUGAAUGGAAUAGCAGACAGAAAGUUUUAGUACCACGGACUCAACAUGAACUAAGGAGAAACUGGGACCAUUGUACAAAUAUUUACAAAUGCCUAGUGUCCCACCGUGUCAUAUUUCUGCUGGCGUGAGUGUGUUUAGGCCUACCGAGCGAUAACUCGUGUUAUGGAACAGCAAGUGAGCGAUGAAGAAGAACCUCAACCUGUAGUCCUUCGAGAAGAGAAUCGGAGGAGGAGAAGAAAGAUGAAAGCCUUCACCUCCACCUUCUCCGUGACCAUGGAUCAGAUAGCCAUCGAGUUCGUCCUCCCCACCACCACUAAGAGUAGCCGCAGUCCGGACACCUUGGUCCUGGAGGUGGCUGGGAACUGGACGGUGGAGCAGGUGAAAGCCCAGGUGUGGCUGAGGGUAGUAGCCACCAACCUGUGCCCCGAGUUCUAUCAGAAGUACUCCCCUGACCACUGCAUCCUGCUCUACCAGAAGAAGGGCAACUGGUGUGAGAUCUACGAUAAGCACCAGGUGUUUCAGACCCUGGACUGCAUUCGCUACUGGAAAGCUCUAAAGAAAGAUGUGGGGAAGAUCCACCUGACGUGCCGGCCUCAGCCCUCUGAGGAGUCCACACAGUACCAGAGGUACCUCAACUACCUGAUUGGCUACGACGUCACCGACGUCAGCAACGUGCACGAUGACGAGCUGGAGUUCACCAGGAGGAAGCUCCUCACACCCCGCAAGAUAGAGCUGGCCGACCGGGACCCCAAACUCUACUCAAUGGACCCUUGGAUCACAUCCAAGCACCUCCCAGAGUACCUGCUCACCAAGGUGACCAACAGCCACAUCCUGCUGGUCAUUCACAGGAACAAGGCCAGCCAGACCAUCAAGGUGUCCAUCGAUGACACGCCCGUCCAGGUGCUCCAGACCUUCUUUACGAAGAUCUCCAAUAAGAGGGCUCUGCUGGGAGUUCCUGAGGAUGUGUGUGAGGCAGACUACGUCCUGAGGGUGUGUGGCAGGGAAGAGUAUAUCUAUGGGAACCACCCGGUCAGGGACUUCCACUGGGUCCGACAGUGUCUGAAGAACGGGGAGGAGAUCCAUCUGGUCCUGGAGUCGGCUCCUAAUCCAGGUCAAGACCUGGUCCAGAAAGAGGACUGGGCACAGGUGGAUGACUGUACUGGAGUGGCAGGCACCCAUGAGCAGCUGACGAUCGACGAGAAAGACCACGAGCGGGUCUUCACAAUCUCUCUGUGGGACUGUCACAGGAAGUUCAGGGUUAAAGUCCUGGGCAUAGACAUCCCGGCCCUGCCGAGGAACCCUGAGCUGAUCGUGUAUGUGGAGGCCAGUAUCUUCCAUGGCCAGCAGCUCCUGGCUCAGGAGAGGACCUCCUCCAAGGCUUUCACUGAGGAGGUGCUGUGGAACACCUGGCUGGAGUUUAAUAUACGCAUCAGAGACCUGCCAAAGGGGGCUCGCCUCAGCCUACAGGUGUCCUGUGGGAAGGCCCAAACCCAGAUCUCUAAGGGCACCUCCUCCUACCAGGACAACGGAGGAUCCCCAGUUGGAGGUGGCAGCGGCAGCCAUGAUUGUAAUAAGACUAAGAGUCGUCUGCUGUACUACGUCAACCUGCUGCUGGUGGACCACCGCUCGCUGCUGCGCCAGGGAGAGUUCAUCCUCCACAUGUGGAAGAUGCCUGAGAAGACCGAGGACAACAGCAGCGUCAAUGCAGACAAGCUGACCUCAGCCACCAACCCAGACAAGGCCUCCUCCAUGGCCGUAGCCAUCCUGCUGGACAAGUACUGCUACCCAGUGGCCCUGCCCAAGAGCAGGGAGGGCAAGGAGGCUGGGGGGGAGGGUCGGGAGGCCGAGGGAGGGGAGAGGGGGCAAAGGGAGAUGCCUAACCACCUGAGGAAGCAGUUUGAGGCAAUUGUUGAGACUGAUCCACUGCACCCUCUCAGCCAAGAAGACAAAGAGCUGCUGUGGCACUUCAGAGAGGAGUGUAUGCGUCACCCCAGGGCAUACCCCAAGCUGCUGGGCUCUGUGCGGUGGGGUAGACAGGAGGCUGUCCUGGCCACCCAUAGGCUGUUGGAGAGGAGCUCCGUGUGGGACCGUAGUGUGCUGGAUGUGGGCCUGGCCAUGCAGCUGUUAGACUGCCACUACUCUGACGCUCACGUCCGCUCCAUGGCCGUACGCAAGCUAGAGACCCUGGGGGACGACGACGUCCUGAGGUACCUGCUGCAGCUGGUCCAGGCUGUGAAGUUUGAGCCAUACCAUGACAGUGCCCUGGCCAGGUUCCUGCUGAAGAGAGCUCUCAGGAGUAAGAGGAUAGGUCAUUUCCUUUUCUGGUUCCUGAGGAGUGAGAUCGCCCAGUCCAUGCACUACCAGCAGAGGUACGCUGUGCUGCUGGAAGCCUACCUCCGAGGCUGUGGAGAGGACAUGCUGCAGGAUUUCAGACGCCAGGUGGAGAUGACAGAAGCCCUGCAGAAAGUCACCAGGGAGAUCAAGGCCAUGUCUGCUGAGAAAUAUGAUGUUUCUGCACAAGUUGUGUUCCAGCUGCGUCAGAAGCUGGAGAACCUGCAGACGUCUGGGCUGCCAGAGAGCUUCAGAGUGCCCUAUGACCCUGGUCUACGGGCUGGUGCUCUGGUGAUAGAGCAGUGUAAGGUGAUGGCCUCUAAGAAGAGACCGCUGUGGCUGCAAUUUAAGAGGGCUGACCCCACCACACUAUCCAGUGACACCAUCGGGGUCAUCUUUAAGGACGGGGAUGACCUCAGGCAGGACAUGCUCAUUCUACAGAUUCUGCUGAUCAUGGAGUCCAUAUGGGAGGAAGAGUCUUUGGACUUGUCCUUAUUGCCCUACGGUUGUAUCUCUACUGGGAAUAAAAUAGGGAUGAUUGAGAUAGUGAAAGAUGCCACCACUAUUGCCAACAUCCAGCAGAGCGUUGUGGGAAGCACAGGAGCGUUCAAGGACGAGAUCCUCAACCAAUGGCUGCGGGACAAGUGUGUGAGCGAGGAAAAGUUCCAGCAGGCGGUGGAGAGGUUUGUGUUCUCCUGUGGAGGGUACUGUGUAGCCACCUACGUGCUGGGGGUAGGAGACAGACACAACGACAACAUCAUGAUCACUGAAUCUGGUAACCUGUUCCACAUAGACUUUGGACACAUACUGGGGAACUAUAAGAGUUUCCUGGGUAUCAGUAAGGAGAGGGUUCCCUUCGUCCUCACCCCUGACUUCCUCUAUGUCAUGGGCACAUCAGGGAAGAAGAGCAGCCCACAUUUCCAGAAGUUCCAGGAUGUGUGUGUGCGGGCCUACCUGGCUCUGAGGCAUCACACCAACCUCCUCGUCAUCCUGUUCUCCAUGAUGCUGAUGACGGGCAUGCCUCAGCUCACCAGCAAAGAAGACAUCGAGUACAUCCGCGAAGCGCUGACUGUGGGCCGGCCGGAGGAGGAGGCACAACGCCACCUGCUGGACCAAAUAGAGAUCUGCAGGGACAAGGGUUGGACCGUGCAGUUCAACUGGUUCCUACACCUGGUGCUGGGCAUCAAGCAGGGGGUGGAUAAACGCUCAGCCUAGGGUGCUCCCCUUAUGGUGUCAAUGGCUUAGUGGGCUGGCAACACCAGAGGGAUGGGUUCAAAUCCCACAUGGGUCACAUAUGUGAUAAUUGUAAGCCACUUUAGGUAAGAUUACUAUGUUGAUUGGACGCCCAAAUAAGGAGAGAGGGAGAUAUAGUCAGAGACUAAAGUCUGGAUCUAAAAGUUUGUCAACCCUUCCACAAUGAUGUAACUAGUUGUUCCGAUGCAUUGCCCAUUGACUGUACCAUGGACUGUAUACAGUAAGUCUUAUUUUUGCACUUUCAAGAUCAAAGCCUGAUCUUACCAUAUGUUUAUGAGUUAUACAUAGAUAUUGACUCCUGUUCCUCUGCUAAUGCACUGCAUCUGAUUGUAUCAUCUGUUAAUAUAACAUCCGACUUGUAUGACUGAUGGUGGCAAUACCAUAAUAAACCUGAUCGUAGAGAAAUCUA
This is a messenger RNA of Oncorhynchus masou masou (cherry salmon), 4025 nucleotides long. Its product is annotated as phosphatidylinositol 4,5-bisphosphate 3-kinase catalytic subunit gamma isoform-like. Gene Ontology annotation, biological process: phosphatidylinositol 3-kinase/protein kinase B signal transduction; phosphatidylinositol-mediated signaling; cell migration. The transcript is spliced from 16 exons. Gene Ontology annotation, molecular function: 1-phosphatidylinositol-3-kinase activity; 1-phosphatidylinositol-4-phosphate 3-kinase activity. The record is from RefSeq and is a predicted model, not a curated record. The coding region runs from base 194 to 3577 and encodes 1127 amino acids. Gene Ontology annotation, cellular component: plasma membrane; cytoplasm; phosphatidylinositol 3-kinase complex. Lineage: Eukaryota; Metazoa; Chordata; Actinopteri; Salmoniformes; Salmonidae.